GUCAACUGUUGAAUUUGCCAAACGUAGUCAAUGGCGAUUGAUGGCCGUCACAAUGGCCGCUCUUACUUGACUCCGUUACUGAAGUCUGACCGCGUGUCGAGAGUGUCUUGUGCCGUCUUCGUCGCAUUCAAGGCUCUUUUGUUCCAUUUACCAACCCAGGCGAUUAAUCGUAAUUAAUCGUAUGAUAAGUGUCGAUCAAUUACGAUCGAACGCAACGUUGAUUCUCCGUCUUGUGAACGUUCGUCACUGCGAGUACAAUGGCCGACAUCGAAGGGAAAAAGCUGACCGAGCUUCGCGUUAUAGACCUCAAGACUGAGCUGGAACGUCGCGGCCUGGACAAGUCCGGCAAUAAAGCGGCGCUUCUCGAAAGGCUCUCGAAGGCUAUAACAGAUGAAGGGGAGAAUCCUGAAGAGUAUCUCAUUGUACCAUCUGGCGGAUCAUGUAAAGUUGUACCAAGAAAAAAUAGUGGAGCUUCCACUCAAGAAGAAUCUACCGAGUACUCGGAUAAUCAGAAAGAAGAGAGUACCGAUGGACAGGACAAUACAGACAAGUCUAAGGGAGAGGUGAAGACAGUGCAUGAAGAAAAUUCUGAGAAAGAAGUUCCCUCUAAGAAAGAGGAACCUCAAUCUGAGGCCCAGAACAGCGUCAGCAAGGAAGAGAAUCCUAAACAGGAUGCUAAAGCUCAGGGAGCUAAGGCGACAGGCGAAAGUGCGCAAAACAAUGAUAACAAUGAGUUGGAGAAGGCUAAUAAUGUCUCGAACCAAUCUUCGAAUGUGCCACCCGCUGCUAUCGAGGCUAACGGAAUUGAUAACGAGGACUCGAUUAAUUUGACUAUUGGGGAAGAUGAGGAAAAUCUCCUUGCUGAGGAGACAGAAUCUCACGACAGACACAAGGAUGGUGGAGAGAAGAAGAAAAUGGAAGAGAACAGCAAGAAGGGAGACUCGAAAGGCAGCGGUAGAGCGGAAUCUGGUGCCAGCGGCAAGGAAGGGACGACGUCCGGCGCGAACAUUGGGACGAAGAACAAGCAGGACAUUGGGGAUGGAAGCAAGAGUACGGAGUCUAAUAAUAAGAAUCAGAAGAGAGAAGAGAAAGAUAAGAAAACGUCUCUGGUCAGUCCAACCAACGCGAGCAGUCGCAAUUUGUGGGUCUCUGGUUUAUCGUCCAGUACCCGUGCGACUGACUUGAAACAAAUCUUCUCCAAGUACGGCAAAGUUAUUGGCGCGAAAGUAGUGACGAAUGCGAAGACUCCUAGUACAAGAUGUUAUGGAUAUGUUACUAUGUCUUCAAGCGAAGAUGCAGCUAAAUGUAUACAAAACUUGCACAGGACCGAGCUUCAUGGACGUGUCAUAUCUGUCGAAAAGGCGAAAGGUGAUACUCAACAAAGUCACAUGCGCAAACGGGACACUAUUAACGGUAAAUCAGAGAAAAAGGAGGAAAAGGAAAAGCCAAAAGACCACGAUAUAAGUGAAAGGAAGAAGAAGGAAACGAAAAAAGAAACGGAAGAGAAAGGGUCAGAUACCGCGAAAAAAUCUGACGACAAGAAUGAGAGUGCCGAUUCUAAGAAAACUGAGGCACAAGACAAGAAGGAAGACCAAUCGAAGGAAUCCGAUUCUCGAUCGACAAAAUCGACCAGCAAAAAACCGGAGAGCGAGAGAGGUCGACGAGAGGAAAAACGGAUUCGUACCUGGGACAGGGAUCAUCGGUCUCACAGUCGAUCGCGGAGCCGCGAGAGGCGACGACGCGACGAUGUCCUCACAUUUGCGAAGAUAAGAGAAGAACGUGAGCGACAGAGAUUACGUGAGAGAGAACGGAUCCUGCGGGAGGAGGAGCGAAGAAGAAGAGAGGACAUGGAACGCCAGCGAGAAAUAGAGCGCAGGCAGCGAGAGGAAGCUGCACGUCUGGAGAGGGAACGGGAAAAGCUGAGACGAGAACGGGAGCGAAUUGAGCAAGAGAAGGCCGAACUGCUGCAGCUGGAGCGGGAGCGGCAGAAGCUCGAAAGGGAGAAACUUGAGCGCGAGAGGCUGGAACUGAAGAGGCAGCAGAUGCGCCUGGAGGAGAGCAGGCGAGCACCGCCGCCGCCAUCCAUAAAGAGAUCGUCCAGCGAUCGGCGAGAUCCGCGAGACAUGUACGUGGAAUCCGACAGAAAACGGAUGGCUACGGAACACAGUCGCAGACACAGCCCGGACAGAGUCGCCGACAGACGAAACGAGAUGCUAGAUCGCGUGUCGGACAGACGAUUGGAUUCUUCACCGCCUUCCCGAUACGAAUCCAGCAGAACUGCUCAAGACAUGGGUUUAAAGAAAGAAUUCAAACGAAGCAGCGACUUCUCAUCGAGGAGCAGCCGGCCAGACAGCUUCUCCGACGUUUCUCGGGGGAGAGAAGUCAUCGUACGACGAGAGAGCCUCUCCACCACGUCCUCGUCCAUAGAUCCCCGACAGGUGAAGGAAAGAUAUGAUCGUCCGAGCACCACAUCUUACACUCGCGAACGCGAGGUACGGCGUUCCGAGCCCGAGACGCAUCGAAGCUCCAGAGACAGUCACACGCGAUACAGCGACAGUUUCAAGCCUCCGGGAUCCGGCACUCCACGUGAAAGUCGUUACGUGGAAAGCAAUCGUACGCCGGGCGGAUGGCAUUCCGGACCUACAUCAUCGAAAUCCUUCAACUCGGUGACGAGCAGUGGAUCCCGCGAUCCCCGCAACGAACCGUCCAGCUGGAGUUCCAGAUCGUCCGAUAGUGUCAAUAGAUGGAGCAAUUCAAGUAGCAUGGGAAAUACAUUGCGGCAUCCGAUCCCGCCGACGUACCAGAGCGGACCGAUACCAUCCAUGGGACUGACCGUACCGGGCACGACGCCGUCGUACGAGCGUUUCGACGCGUACAAGUCGUCCAUGCCCAUGAGAAAAUACUGAUGCGCUCAGACUUUUGCGGCGACAGAAAUACGUUCGACUAACGACUUCGGAUGCCGAACUACAUAAUUUAGAGGAGCGUUUUUCGACAAGUAAACGAUGAUAUUAAGUACGGCGGAGUUUUAUCGCGCAAAUGCAGAAAAUGCAGGUUCGUCAGAUUGUGUUGAAUUGUGCAGAUAAAAUAAAUCAUUGGUUCGCUAUUACGAAUCACGAGAUGAAAGUACGAGAGUUCCAAUCGUGUACAUGUUCUCCAGUUUUUUGUUCUCACUUGGAUUAUAUUAGUUUUUACGGCCGCGCAUUUCGGGCUUCACACAUUUACGAUUUAUGAGGACUUUUGAAAAAUUUUGCUCGCGAACGACAGUCGGACAGAGAGACAGUUCCGCGUAUUUUCGCAUCGUGUUUUACCGCAAUCGGGUUAUCGAGUUUGUACAAAGUUUUACAUCGUCCGUAACAACAAUUGAACGCGAGGGACACCGUUUGUCAGACUUGUUUAUGCUCAUCCAUCCAACAAAUUGGAUGCGCGUUCCCCGUUCAUCAUUUGUUUCUCCCGCGUAAUGCGUAAUGCACUUGAUAGCCUACAUUUUUUACAGCAUACAUAAAAUGUCUAACACAUUCGUAUCUAACGGACUUUUGUACAUGUGUUAAUAGAGUUUACCUUUAGCGCAAGAUGCCAUUUAUUUUCUUAUCGGUUUGUAGAUUGCACCUAGUGCUUUCUUGCUUUACAGACGGUUGGCUUGGAUAAGAGACUUUCAGUCAAGCGAAGCGAUUAAUUUUAAUGAAAACAAGAUGCAACGAGGCUUACGUAUUUAUCUCAUACCGAUUCGUCCUGAUAGAGCGAGAUGAGCGAGCGAUAUACGAGCAACAUUGCGUCGCAUAAUCUUAUUGUAUUUCGCAGAGUGUAUUCGCGGGACGUUCUUCUCACGCUCUGAGCGUAAUUAGGACAUAUUUGGAUUCUACCUGAAAAAAAACAAUUUAUAUAUAUUAAGUAUAAUGUGGUAGCUACGCUCACUUUAUACAAGAAGAACACAUUGAAUUCGAUGUAGCGGAAACCACGUAAAUAAAUUUAGGUAAUGCCCACGCA
This is a messenger RNA of Ooceraea biroi (clonal raider ant), 3984 nucleotides long. Its product is annotated as SAFB-like transcription modulator. The record is from RefSeq and is a predicted model, not a curated record. Gene Ontology annotation, cellular component: nucleus. Gene Ontology annotation, biological process: regulation of mRNA processing; regulation of transcription by RNA polymerase II. Lineage: Eukaryota; Metazoa; Arthropoda; Insecta; Hymenoptera; Formicidae. Gene Ontology annotation, molecular function: sequence-specific DNA binding; RNA binding.